Messenger RNA from Fusarium tjaetaba, 1047 nucleotides. Its product is annotated as C6 finger domain protein. NCBI's taxonomy places the organism in Eukaryota, Fungi, Ascomycota, Sordariomycetes, Hypocreales, Nectriaceae. Gene Ontology annotation, biological process: positive regulation of transcription by RNA polymerase II. Gene Ontology annotation, cellular component: nucleus. The transcript has a single exon. Gene Ontology annotation, molecular function: DNA-binding transcription factor activity; transcription cis-regulatory region binding. The coding region runs from base 1 to 1047 and encodes 348 amino acids. The record is from RefSeq and is a predicted model, not a curated record.
AUGCUCGAAUCUCCUCACCUCCUCUCUGCAAGUCUGGCACUAUCAACCGCAAGCUUCGAGUCGAGGGGCAUGACAGAAGUCGAAGGGACCAGCACAUCCCGAAUAAUGGAACAUUUGCAGUCUUCAGGUCUACCACUACUGAGAUCAGCACUGGCACAGGGGCAACAGAGCGAGAUUCUUAUUGCGACAUGCCUGAUCUGGUGCCUGGCGGACGUGUUUUCAGGUCAGCAGGGAAUGUUCAGGUGGCCAAUACACCUUCAGGGUAUAAAGGCUCUUCUUCACGGCCGUAGUGAUUAUCACAGAUUCGUGGCAAGCGAUAGUGCCUUGAGAUCUGCGAUGAAGCAUCUCUUUAUGCUGUAUCGCAGUUUAGAGACUCUACCACACGUACCUAAAAUAACAUCAGAGAAGGCCAACCUGAUUGUCCCCGCUAAUACAGCAUACAAUCAUCAGAUUGAUGGCUUUCUGGGGUACAGCGAAGAGCUGCUUGACAUCUUGCAACAAAUCAACGCAUUUACACCAGGAUCAGGGCUUGAAGACUCUUCUAUUGAUGCAGAUACCUUACUGGGCAAGCUGAACGCCAUGAUCAGGCGAGAUGUCAAGUCGCCGCCCGGCGUCUCAAUCUCCUCACUUUCAUCACAAUCAGGCCGCGAGUUCGCGCUCUGUAACAAAGUCUUUCAACAAGCCACCUUGAUCCAGCUUUAUCGACAAUUAUACGGCCUACCCUCAUCAUCACAGCCUAUACAGGAUGCUGUUCAGACUAUCAGCGGAAUGAUCAGCAACAUGGCCCAAGGCGAACCAUGCAACACUUGGGUCGCAAUGGCCAUGCCUCUAUUCACUGUUGGCUGUGAAGCCUACAAAGAGGAGCAGAAGACUUUCAUACUUGAUAAGAUACACAAACUUGAGAUUUGUAUUGGCUCGCUACAUGUCAAGGUAAUUGAGCAGGCGCUGGAAGAUAUUUGGAAAAUCAGAGAGGGUUGCAACGAUUUCGAGGGAAAUUUAUGCGCCAGUCACUUACUGGGUGAGUUAUUCCCUUAUACCUUUUAUUAA